AUGAAUUCUGCGGCCAGCCCAGAACAUUCUGACUCGCGGGACGACUCACACAGCCGGUCGACAGAGGGCGACAAAUGGACGUCUUCAUCGUGGGACAGAAGCGAUGAGUGGGAAAAAGGCACGCAGGACGUAGUCUCUAACGACGCUCACACGGAAGCAUUGAGCGACCCGCCGAGUCAACCCGGCAACAAACGCGAGAUCUGGAUCAUGACAACAGUCCUGCUGGCUGUAUUCCUCAAUGCCUUAGACCGCACCAUCAUCUACACAGCCGUGCCACGGAUCUCAGACGAGUUCCACGCAUUGGGAGACAUUGGAUGGUACAACGCCUCGUUCAUGCUCGCCGCUGCAUGCUCUCAGUUGAUCUUUGGGCGGAUCUACACCUACAACCCUCCCAAGUUCGUCUUCAUCACGCUCGUGGGGUUGUUUGAGGCCGGGAAUCUGGUCUGUGGCGCUGCUCCGACAAGUGCUUCGUUUAUUGUUGGCAGAGCCAUCGCUGGUAUGGGAUCGGCUGGUCUGAUGUGUGGGGCUAUCGUGGUCAUGGUCAGCACGGUGUCUCUCAGCAAGCGUCCGCUAUAUCAGGGCUUCUUUGGAGCUGUGUUUACUCUGGCGUCCAUUAUCGGACCAGUGAUCGGAGGAGCUCUGACGACUAAUGUGAGCUGGAGAUGGUCAGUAAACAGCUAGUGAGCCUCGAAAGCACUCGCCAGCGUUCUAAUAUGGAUCGACAGGUGCUUCUACCUCAACGUGCCGAUCGGAUGUGCCGUCAUGCUCGUCAUCUUUUUCGUCCUGGACCCAAUUCCACCGGUACAGCCCGGUCUUUCCAUCCGUGAGCAGAUAACCAGAAUGGAUCCAGUGGGAGAAGUAUUCCUCGUGGCAUCCGUUGCUUGCCUCAUUCUGGGCCUCGCAUGGGGAGGCAAUGACUACGCGUGGAAAGAUUGGCGAAUCAUCACCUUGUUCGCCGUGGCGGGCGUCUCUCUCAUUGCGUUUGGCGUCGUUCAGUACUGUUGGCCCGAUACGGCGACGAUCCCGGCCGCGACCUGCUCCGUUCGCGGUGUCACCAUGGGGCUAAUCUUGACAUUCUUUCUCAACGGAACCCUUCAGCUCAUGACCUACUACCAGCCGACAUGGUUCCAGGCUGUGCGCGGCGUGAGCCCCGAAAAAUCUGGAGUCUACAGCUUGGCGAUCGGCAUUCCUACAAUGUCGUCGACCCUGUUUGCUGGUAUUGCCGUCCAGCGGGUGGGCUACUACACCCCCUUCGCGAUCAUCUCAUCCGUCAUCACCCCAAUUGGUGCCGGGCUCUUCGUCACGCUGCGAGAAAACACAAGCGAUGCAAAGUGGAUAGGAUACAGUAUUUUGCUUGGCUGUGGUAUGGGCAUUGGCAUGAACCAGGCCGCGACGGCUUGCCAGACCAUCCUGCCCCCUGAGGAAGUGCCGAUUGCCUUGAGCUUGAAUUUCCUCUUCCAGUCACUCGCCGGCGCGAUCUUCGUACCCAUUGGGCAGACUGUCCUAAACAGUCAACUCUUGUCGGGCUUGAAGAGCAGCUUGCCCGGUUUGGAUCCUGCCAUAAUCACCAAAGCAGGGGCUACGGGCUGGAGAGAGGUCGUACCGGAUGCGGUUCUGUCCGGCGUCGUGGAGGUUUACAAUGAUGCGCUAACAAAGGUGUUCCUGGUGGGUGCAGUUUGCGGCGCGCUCUCGCUCGUUGGAUCGCUGGGGCUUGAAUGGAGGAGUGUGAAAGGCAAGCAAGGAAAUACGUAG
Molecule: messenger RNA, 1752 nt
Organism: Lecanosticta acicola
Lineage: Eukaryota; Fungi; Ascomycota; Dothideomycetes; Mycosphaerellales; Mycosphaerellaceae
Source: the annotation of a GenBank genome assembly